This is a messenger RNA of Podarcis lilfordi (Lilford's wall lizard), 14370 nucleotides long. The record is from the annotation of a GenBank genome assembly. NCBI's taxonomy places the organism in Eukaryota, Metazoa, Chordata, Lepidosauria, Squamata, Lacertidae.
UUACUUACAGUUUAUUUGUAUUUGCAAGGCCGGCUGCAGAUUUCAUGCCUACGCCAUGGAUCUUGCAUAAAAAGAGAAAGAGAGGUUGAGAAAGGGCGGGAGGGAGGGAGGAAGAGAAGGAGCUUUGGUGGGAUUCCUAGGAAAGUGCAAAGUGCAUUUUCCCCGGGCGAUCUGCCGGUCUCCGCACCUGCCCUCUGCUGGCUGGAGCCGUGCAUCAUCAUCAUCAUCAUCAUCAUCAUCAUCCUUUAUUUAUACCCCGCCCAUCUGGGGUAUUAAAAGCACGAUAAAACAUCAAAAUUAAAAACUUUCCUAAACAGGAUUGCCUUCAGAUGUGCAAACACACACAUACACACCUCAACACAUUAAAAAAAAAUAGGCGAUGUGUUUUUUGGAAUACGAAGUUUUAUUUCUAAACAAUAUUUUUGCCCUUUUGUUGCUUUGGAGUCCAAGAGAACAAGUGGGAGCAACCAAGAGGCUUCGAAACGGUUAACAGCAGCGACAGGGCUGCCGUUCCUAGAGCGGAACGGAAUGCUGGCGGGAGAGGAGGAGCUUCCGCUUCCUGUUCCAGUGGAAGUGGGCGCGGCUGCGUCUGUCCGUCCUAGCAGAGGCGCUGGAGGCGGGUAACUGGGGGGAGUCGCCAGGUCAAGGGGCGGAAUUGGGGGGCGAGAGGGAGGAGGAUGCCAGGAGGAAGAGGCGCAAAAGGAUGGAGCCUCGUCCCUCCUGGAGGGAACUAAGGGGCGACGGGGAAAGUCGUCCUCUCCUGGGAGGGGAAGCGGGAGACUUUGAAUGGAUCACCCUUAAAUUGUAAGUUUCCCUUCCUAGAGAACUUGAAGGGCUGCCACAGAAUGUCCUUUUCUCUUGACUACAAAUUUGACAGUCUUAACACUCUUAAUUGGGGCUAAGACAUAUCCAGCCCCAUUACUUGCACACUUGCCAUAAAAGACCAGAGCUGUACAUUUAAGAUAUAUUCAUGCCACAACUGCAUUUCAGUUUUCUGUGCCACAAUAGUUUUCUGUGCUUUGACUUUCACUGCCUUUCAAUAAAGGGUACAGUGGUACUUCGGGUUACAUACGCUUCAGGAUACAGACGCUUCAGGUUACGGACUCCGCUAACCCAGAAAUAGUACCUCGGGUUAAGAACUUUGCUUCAGGAUGAGAACAGAAAUCGUGCUCCGGCGGCGUGGCAGCAGCGGGAGGCCCCAUUUGCUAAAGUGGUGCUUCAGGUUAAGAACAGUUUCAGGUUAAGAACAGACCUCCGGAACGAAUUAAGUACUUAACCUGAGGUACCACUGUAUAUCCAGGUACCUAAACGAGCAAGUUUGUUCUGUAGCUGGCUGAUCUAAGCACCAUUUAUACUCUUGUUGGCCAGAAAAUCAUAAUCUUGGCCUUCUGUUAAUUUAUCGGCAGGCUUUCUUGUUACACUAUGUGCUGAACACCUCCAAGUUAUUUUUGUGGCCCAAUCAGAAAAGUGAGUGGAAUACUGUAUCACCGGCGUACAUCAAUAUUGAGUUCUUUCUGUUCCUAAUUCUUGGACACGGGGAGUUUGUAUUGCCUAAACAUGGCACCAAAUGAUUAAUUUUGUUGUUGUUUAGUCGUGUCAGACUCUUCGUGAUCCCAUGGACCAAAGCACGCCAGGCAAAUGAUUAAUACAGAAGUGGAAAUGAGUGGAAGGCAGAAUGCAGCCUUGCUUCACUCCUCACAACGAUCCUAAAGCAUUGGCCUUACUGUCAUUUAAGCCAACACAUUUCUGUGUUGUUCUUGUAUAAAUAGCAGGUCUGCAGUUGAUGUUGGCAAUUUGACAUUUCUCUGUUUCAAUUUUUCUUAAUAUUCUUAGUAUAUUUCCUUAUAAUAUAGUUCAGAGUAAAACAUUGGUCCAUGUUUUACUCCAUGUUUUACAGGCAGUGACCAUCUUAGGUGCACUCAAUUGAUGCGCAAUUGCUGAGACGGGGAACGGAGGCAGGGAGCAUUUAUAUGCGCUCCAACUACGCACGGGGGACCAAAAACAAAAGGCCUCCUCUGUACUGUUUGCAAUUUUCUGCCUUUAGGAGAUUUAUAUAACGCUUAAUCCCAAAGUGGCAGGUGUUUUUUAUUAUUAUUAUUAUUAUUAGUCACUUUUUAUGAAAAGUAAACUCAAAGCAAUCUACAAUAUGAUGCAAAAAUCAAAGGCACUCUAAAACAAAGCAAAACAAAAGGUAUAUGAAUGUUUGUCACUCCAAACCAAAAUUUUGGCGCUUGCAUCAAGGGCUGCUGUUUAAUUUCCUCUCUUUCCUGCACUUUUCUUUUGCUAACUGCUAUGCUUGCAAGGGCAAAAAAUUAUGUUUCUGUUAAGUACAGCAGUUUCUGCAAGAGCAUUCCGGGCAAAAGUGGAAAAAAAGAAUAGAGAAACAAACAACUUCAGGUCCACAUUAAAGUCCAGUAUGACUGAGGCCUUAUUUAUUUCCGUGACAUCUGAUGGGAGGGCUUUCCACAGGGCAGGUGCCACUACCGAGAAGGCCCUCUGCCUGGUUUUCUGUAACUUCACUUUGUGCAGUGAGAGAACCGCCAGAAGACCCUCGGAUCUCAGUGUCCAGGCUGAAUGAUAGGGGUGAAGACGCUCCUUCAGCAUUUUAUCAGUUUGCCUUUUUAUUCCAUCAGGAGAUGUUGAAGGGAUGCUGGCAGAAGUGUCACCGAAAGGAUCCAAAGAGCAGGUGGAGCAAAGGAAGCUGAGGGUUCAAGAUGGAGGCAGCAGGCAAGAGGGAAGACGAAAGCAGAAGCCAGGGGGUAAUUCAGGUACAUCUCAGGGUGGUGAAAAUCAAAUUCACAGAGAGGAGAAAAAGUAUGAAUGUACAAUGUGUGGAAGUAGAUUUGGUUAUUGCUCAACUCUUACUUCACAUCAAAGAGUGCACAUGGGACAAACCUUAUAAAUGCUUUGAAUAUGCAAAGAGUUUCACUCGCAGCAGUCUGCUUACUAGACAUCAACAAACUCAUGGAGGGGACGAACCUUAUAAAUGCUGGGAGUGUGGAAAGAGCUUCCGUUGCAACGGUGCCCUUACUGAAUUCAUGCAGGGGAGAAACCCUACAAAUGUUUCAAAUGUGGAAAGAGCUUCAGUGGCAGUCACUCCUUUACCUUGCAUUGAAGAAUUCAAACAGGGAGGAAACAGGAAGUGUUGUACUUGACCGCUUAUGUUACAUUGCACAGUUUUGUGUGUGUGAUAGGAACUGCCUUCCAUUUUCCUCCAGGUUCUGGUGUCUUUUGAGGAGGUGGCAGUAUAUUUCACCCAGGAAGAGUGGGCGCUCCUGGGUCCAGCUCAGAAAGCUCUCUACAGGGAAGUCCUGCUGGAGAAUUAUGAGGAAUUGGCUUCUCUGGGUAAGCAUCCUUUGGUUGAGAGAUGUGUAUGUUUGUUUCCCCAAACCCAUUGACCACUUCAAACGUUAAAGAAAAGGAACCUCAAAGCAGUUUGCAGAAAGAAUAAAGCAAUAACAUUAUCAGGAAAAUAGCUAAAAAAACAACUAUUUAAACCAUUCCAAAAAUGAUUAAAACCAACACUGCCCUAAAGACCAGAUUGAAACACACGACAACUGUCUUGUUUGCCUGGAAAAAGUGACGUAAACAAGAAUGUUUUUAUUUGUUGUCGUUUAGUCGUGUCCAACUCUUCGUGACCCCAUAGACCAGAGCACGCCAGGCCCUCCUGUCUUCCACUGCCUCCCGCAGUUUGGUCAGACUCAUGUUUGUGGCUUCGAGAACACUGUCCAGCCAUCUCAUCCUCUGUCGUCCCCUUCUCCUUGUGCCCUCCAUCUUUCCCAACAUCAGGGUCUUUUCCAGGGAGUCUUCUCUUCUCAUGAGGUGGCCAUAGUAUUGGAGCCUCAGCUUCAGGAUCUGUCCUUCCAGUGAGCACUCAGGGCUGAUUUCCUUCAGAAUGGAGAGGUUUGAUCUUCUUGCAGUCCAUGGGACUCUCAAGAGUCUCCUCCAGCACCAUAAUUCAAAAGCAUCAAUUCUUGUUUUUAUUAGCAGGUUCUAAAUAGGGUGCCACGAAAAACAUACCCCUAACAAUGAUGUAUCUUCUGCUUUUCCCUCAAAGAAGGGCCUCUGUUUCCUCAACCUCGCCUCAUCUCCUGGUUGGAAGAGGAGGAAGAGGAGUUUGUCCAGAAGAAAGAAGCAGGUGGGUGCCUGAAGAACACAGGAAGUGCAUCGAGCCCGGCUUCCUGUUCUCGAGGUGGCUAAGCAGAUCCCUGUGGGCAGGCCAUGAGCUGUGAGCACAACAGCAACGCUUCCCAGUCGUGAUCCCUGUUGUGAGGUUUUUUGGUUUCCCGUUAAUUUAAUUAUUUGUUUUUUUCAAAUUACAGUUUUACAAUCACAUAUCCGAGGCCAGUCUUUUUGGGACGCGGGUGGCGCUGUGGGUUAAACCACAGAGCCUAGGGCUUGCCGAUCAGAAGGUCGGCGGUUCGAAUCCCCGCGACGGGGUGAGCUCCCGUUGCUUGGUCCCUGCUCCUGCCAACCUAGCAGUUUGAAAGCACGUCAAAGUGCAAGUAGAUAAAUAGGCUCUGGCGGGAAGGUAAACGGCGUUUCCGUGGGCUGCUCUGGUUUGCCAGAAGCGGCUUAGUCAUGCUGGCCACAUGAUCCGGAAGCUGUACGCCAGCUCCCUCGGCCAAUAAAGCGAGAUGAGCGCCUCAACCCCAGAGUCGGCCACAACUGGACCUAAUGGUCUGGGGUCCCUUUACCUUUACCUUUAUCCAACAUACAACAAUCUUGUUCGUUCCAAGCACUGAGCUGCUCUGUGGUUGCUCAGUCAUAACUAUUUAUAUUUAUUAUCUGCUUUGCUCAUAAAAAGGACCCAAAACGACUUAACAAAGAACUCAGAGGUGCUUCAGAGUAAAACAUCCCUUCCUCAGGAGCUUGAAAAAUGGACAAGCUGCUUCCAGUCAGUUCAAGAACCAACUUGAAAAAGUAGUUGAGCAAACCCAUGCCACCUUCCUUCCACGUACAUUUUGAAGGGAAAAAACAAAAUGUUUUAUCCUGCUACCUUUUCCAUGCCACUUUUGCAGGUAGUCGAAAAUGCCGCAGGUCCUCUCCUCUUUGGGAUGAAGUGGAAGGAAUGGCCCUCCCUUCAGCUCAGGUAAUUGGGUCUGGAGGUCUCCUCCUGUGGCUUCUUCGUUUGUUUAAUCGGUUAGUGUUUUCUGAGGCAGCACAUAAAAUUCUCUCAGCAUGGUAGAAAUAGAGUAGAAACAUAACUCCAUACAGCAGGGGCACAGACAGUGAGGCCUCCCCUCUUAUUGGGAUCCCCCUAGUGAAGCUGAGGAGCUAACUGGCGCCUACUUUGAGCCCUGCUUUGUCUGUUUGCAGGCAUGGUUUUAAUAAUAAUAAUAAUUUAUUAUUUAUACCCUGCCCAUCUGACUGGGUAUCGCCAGCCACUCUGGGCAGCUCCCAACAGAAUAUUAAGAGCACAAUAAAACAUCAAACAUUAAAAAUUCCCUAAAUAGCGCUGCCUUCAGAUGUCUUCUAAAAGUCAAAUAGUUGUUUAUUUCCUUGACAUCUGCUGGGAGGGCGUCCCACAGGGCCAUUACCAAGAAGGCCCUCUGCCUGGUUCCCUGUAACCUCACUUUUCGCAGUGAGGGAACCGCCAGGAGGCCCUCGGAGCUGGACCUCAGUGUCCGGGCUGAACGAUGGGGGUGGAGACGCUCCUUCAGGUAUACUGAGCCGAGGACAUUUAGGGCUUUAAAGGUCAGACCAACACUUUGAAUUGUGCUCGGAAAUGUACUGGGAGCCACUGUAGGUCUUUCAGGACCAGUGUUAUAUGGUCUCGGUGGCCAUUCCCAGUCACGACAGACCCUCAUGCUUUUUGCACACACUGUUCUUAUCCUCCGUCCAGGCAAGGAAAAAAAGCAGCAGGCAAGGAAAAAAGCAUCAAGGACACAUUCUAGCUGGGCACAAACCUGUGGUGAGGGUUUGCCAAGCCCUCUUAGCACGUUUCUCCCUUUUGUCCUGAGUCUGAGCAUCUUCAAAGCCCAUGACCCUUUUGCUAAAGGCUGUUCUCCAAUUGAAGCGCUCGCAGGCAAAAUGGAAGAGUAAUGAAAUCCCCUCUAUACAAGAUUGGAUCCAAGAGCUGACAGAAUAUGCCGAAUUAGACGGUCUAUCAGAAAAAAUAAAGAAUAAAUCAAAACAGGAAUUUGUUUCAAAAUGGGAGGUUUUCAAAGAAUAUUUGAAAAAUAAAUAUAGUAGUUUAAAUUCUGUUGCAGCAUUCAAGGAACUUCAGUAAUAGUUGCAAGGUAGAUAUAAGGAAUCAGAUAUAUUAAGAAAAAGUUUAAUUAUGAUAAAAGUGUGUAUUGGCAAUAAGUAAUAUGAAAUCGAAAUAUGGAAUAGAUGGGAGGUUGGGUCUUUAGUGUUAAGACCAAUAUGUGUUUUAUUGUUUGUUAAGAAAAUAAUGUGUCUAUGGUUAUUCCUGUGUGUAAUUUGGUAUUUGUGUUUUUUCUUUUUUCUUGCUGUAUCAAUAAAAAUUAAUAAAAAUAAAAAUGAAGUGCUCGCAGGCCAAUGUUUCCUAUUUGUCAGUGUUUAUACUCCUUUUUUUUAGAUUUGCUUUGAGAGAGUCUUUCAACCUCUUUUGUUGACACCCCUGGUGUACAUAAAGACUCACUGUGGGGUGGUUCUGGAGGUGGGUUCUCAUUACGGUAUCUUUUACUUCCCUUCCUUGGAUAUUUCUCUCUCUUUCUCUUUUCUUUUUCUUUUUUUGGGAAGGUACCAUCAGAAUUAUGGAUAUUUCUGCCUUUUUUCAGAGUUUGGUGUCCUUUGAGGAGGUGGCUGUGUACUUCACCAGGAUUGAGUGGGCUUUGCUGAAUUCAGGCCAACAAGAACUCUACAAAGAUGUCAUGCUGGAUAAUUACAGGAACUUGGCCUCUCUGGGUAAAGAUCCCUCUGCACUCACCUUCUUGAAUUCCUCAUCGUUCUCUCCAUAUAGGAAGUCCAUGGUCAGUUCUGGCUAAGCCAAGCCUUACUGUGCUAGCUGCCAAAAUUAGACAGGCGCCACCCAGCUUAGCUGCCUACUGAGGUCAUUUUGGGCUAAAGAAGAUUUUUCCCUUGAGUUUUCACCCAGACAUUUGGUCAUUGAUUCUGCUUGUAUUGAUUCGGAGCAGACUCCCAAUGUAUAGUCAGCAGAGUAAAAACAUAAACACACUUCAGGGAGCAUGGUUUGGAUUUAAUAAUAAUAAUAGUAAUAAUAAUAUAUUUUUUCCAAUGCAAAGUUAUAAAAAUCCAUAUAUAUCAAUCCAUAUUAUCCAUGGUAAUUGUUAUACAACAAGUGAAAUCAGAAUCCUGCCAAUGUUUCCAUCUGCUUAAAGUGGUCUCUUAGCUAGCUUAUAAACUUUUCCCAUUCUUUAGAAAAGCUUUUGUCCUCUUGGUUCCUGAGUUUUCCAGUCAGCUUUGCCAUUCAGUAAGCUUGGUUUGCCAUUCCUCUCUGGUAGGGACCUUGUCUUCUUUCCAUCUCUGCGCUAGCAGCAUCCGGGUGGCUGUUGUUCCAUACAUAAAGAGUCUUUUCUGGUCCUUUGGGAUGUUGGUACCUGUAAUUCCUAAUGGAAAAGCUUCUGGUUUUUUAACAAAAGUUAUUUAAAAUAUGUUUUUCAUUUCAUUAUAUAUCAUCUCCCUUGCAGUCCACUGCCACAUUUUCUUUACAUUUCCAGCAGAUAUUUGUACUUGUCCUAUACAUUUUUGCCAGCUUGGUAGGAGUCAAAUACCACCGGUACAUCUUUUUCAUAUAGUUUUCUUUCAGAGUACAACAUGCCGUGAAUUUCAGGUCUGUUUUCCAUAACCUUUCCCAAUCUGCCAUCUGAAUAUUACGUCCCAGAUCCUUUGUCCAGUGUGUCAUUACUGACUUGACCAGUUCAUUUUCUGUACAUGGUUUGGAUUUUCUGCAAACCUUUGCAGUCCUGGGUGCCGUCAAUAACACUUUUUGCUCUCUUUCUUUUUGUUCCAUGAAGAAGGGCCACUGAUGCCCCAUUCGGACCUCAUCUCCUGGCUUGAAGAAAAGGAAGAGUGGUUGGUCCAGAAACAAGAGGCAGGUAGGUCCUUGGGUAGAGAAGAAGAUGGAGGGCGGGGAAACCUGUGGCUUUUUGGAGCUUGCUAAAUUAGAAUCCCCAUGGGUGGUUUCGUCGUCUCCUGGUGUUUUUGUAGUACAUUCUAUGUAGAAUCAAAGAAUUGUCAAGUUGGAAGGGACCCUGAGGGUCAUCUAGUCCAACCAACUGCAAUGCAGCAAUCUUGACUGAAGAAUCCAUGAAAUGUGGAUGGAGCAAUUGGUGAUAAAUGGUGUUGGUUUGGAGAUAGAUGGAUGUUGCUAUAUCCACAGUUGCUUUGGUGAUGUGGUUGGGGUCAGUGAUGGAUGGAUAUGGUUGCUUUGGUGGUAGAUGGAGUGGUUUGGUGAUUGUGGGAGUGGCUGGUGCAGUGAUGGAUGGAGAUGGAGUUGCUUUGGUGACACCAGACUGAUGUUUCUAGGUCCAUCUAGUGCUCCCCCUCUCUCAUUCCUGUCCCGUUUCAAAGAUCUGGUCCUUUGGGUUGGAAUGGAGGUAUGGAAAAGAGACAGCAUGGUUUGGAUUUUCUAUAAAUCUAGGACCUAAAAAGCCUAGGACCCUCGUACUGCCUCUCCCGGUAUGCCCCACGGAGGACCUUAAGGUCCAUAAAUAGCAACACCCUAGAGGUCCCGGGCCCUAAGGAAGUCAGAUUAGCCUCAACCAGAGCCAUGGCCUUUUCAGCACUGGCUCCAGCCUGGUGGAAUGCUCUGUCUCAUGAGACCAGAGCCCUGCGGGAUCGGAUUUCUUUCCACAGGGCCUGUAAGAGUUGUUCCGCCUGGCCCUUGGCUUGGAGCAGAUUUGAUUCCCUCCUCCUCUUUCUUUUUUCCUUUCUCCUCCUGUGAUGAGGCUGCAUUUUAAUGUUUUAAUGUUGUAUUCUAAUCUUGUUUUUAAGUUGUAUUUCAGUCAACUUGUUUUUAUUAUUGGUUGUUAGCCGCCCUGAGCCCGGUCUUGGCUGGGGUGGGCGGGGUAUAAAUAAAAUUAUUAGUAGUAGUAUUAGUAUUAUCAUUAUUAACUUCUGCACUCACAUGGGCCAUCAAUAACAAUUUUUGCUUCUUUUUUAAUCCCAUCAAGAAGGGUCUCUGAUGCUCCAAUCAGACCUCAUCUCCUGGCCUGAGGAAAAGGAAGAACUGCUGGUCCAGAAGGAAGUGGCAGGUAAGUCCUUGGAUAUAGAGCAGGGAUGGGGGAAACUCUAUGGUCUUCUACUUGUUGCAGUAAUGCAACUCCCAUGAGUGGUUUCGUCAUCUCCUGGCAUUUUUGUAGUACCUUCUAAGCAGAGUGGAUGGAGUGGCUGGUCAUGGGAGGAGUUUGACGAUUGAGAGGGUUGUUGAUGGAUGGAGUGCUUUGGCGAUGGUGGGAGUGACAGGUGGAGUAAUGGAUGACGGUCAAAUCGCUUUGGUGACCCCAAAUGGAUGUUUUAAGGCAGGCACCUCCCCAAACUCGGCCCUCCAGAUGUUUUGAGACUACAAUUCCCAUCAUCCUUGACCACUGGUCCUGUUAGCUAGGGAUGAUGGGAGUUGUAGUCCCAAAACAUCUGGAGGGCCGAGUUUGCCUAUGCCUGUUUUAAGGUCUGUGCAUUGCUCUCCUCUAUGCUUGUCUUCUUUCAAAUAUCUGGGAGGUUGAGAUGGUGUCAGGGACUGGACUGAGGAAGAAUGGUGUGAGCCACCCCCUUUUCCUGAACCUUUCCAAGGGCAGGAGGACAGUAUUGAUUUAGUUUGCAGAGCGGCAUAGCCCAGAGGGGGAAAGCUGGGAAAUACUGGGUGAGGAACAGGAGACAGCUGGCAGAUUCAGUCCUUGGACAUCAUUUCUGACGCCACGCCCCCUCCCUCCCCUAAGACUAGAUGGACUUGGAAAGGGAUGGAACAGAAAGCGCAACGGCAACAAGCUCAGAUUGCCCAAUGUAGGAGUGUUGUAGAUUAAUGGGGACAGAAGGGGUAAACCUUUACUGGGAGCAAUGCCAUUUUUUAGCAUGAUAUGCAUUCCUUGUCUCUCGCUGUGAUUAUUAAAGAACUUAUCUGGUAAGAGCACUCUUUUUGUUUGAUCUGCUUAAUUACUGCCACCGGGGGAGGGAUCCGAUUCCCUGAAGCCUGGCAGAUGGGAUGGAGGGCUGAAAAGAGAAUACAUGGUUCGGAUUUUCUUUGACCUUUUGCAGUCACAGGUGGCAUCAAUAACAGUUUUCGCUUUCUUCUUAUCCCAUUAAGAAGGGCCUCUGGUGUCCCAAUUAGACCUCACCUGGUUUGAAGAAAAGGAAGAGUUGUUGGUUCAGAAGAAAAGGACAGGUAAGUCGUUGGAUAUAGAAGAUGGAUGAGAGAAACCCUGUGGUCUCCCGGAUGUUGCUGAAUUGGAACUCCCAUGAGUAGUUUCAUCUUCUCCUGGUGUUUUUGUAGUACAUUCUGUGUAGAGUGGAUGGAGCUGGUUUGGUGAUGGAUGGAUGUUGCUCAUAUAUAGUUGCUUUGGUAUGGAAUUGGGGUUGGAAUUGGCUGUUUUGGUGAUGGAUGGGUUUUUUUGGUGAUGGCAGAAGUAACGAGUGGAAUGGUUUGAUUGUUGGAGUGGUUUGAUGAUUGAGAGGGAGAGAUUUGUUUUUGGCAAUGGAUGGCGUUGGUUUGGUGAUAGUGAAAGUGGUUGGGGAGGGAUGGGGUGGUUCAAUGGUUAGAGCAGAUGUAGUGGUUUGAUGACUGAGGGAGAAACUCAGAGUGAUUUGCGCUUUUUACAGGAUCUUCAUUUUCUGUCUGCCCCCUCCUCAUGCAGGUGAUGGACAGGACAAUGAGAAUUAUCAGGCGCCAUAUAUAGCGUUGUCAGAAACAACCACACGUGAUACGGGGAAAGAAAUGUUUGGAAAUCAAAGAGAAAGGCACAAUGUGAACCAAUCAAAGCCUAGGCAGAAGAGGCAAUCUGCUUCCCAGGGGGCUGAGGUCCAUGAACUCCUGACCCCUCCAGAAGAUUGUAAAGAUAAUAAGAAUAUUACGUGUCCAGUGUGUGAUAAAAUAUUCCAGUAUAGAUCACAGUUAAAUACACAUAGCAGAAGUCACACAGGAGAGAAACCAUACAAAUGCACAGAGUGCGGGAAGAGCUUCAGUACAAGCAGUUCCCUUACUGCACAUGGAAGAACCCACACAGGAGAAAAACCGUAUAAAUGCAUGGAGUGCGGAAAGAGCUUCAGCCAAAGAGGAAGUCUUAUUGCCCAUCAAAGAACCCAUACAGGGGAGAAGCCAUAUAAAUGCAUGGAGUGUGGAAAGAGUUUCAGUCAACUUGGACAUCUUAUUUCCCAUCAGAUAAUCCAUAAAGGGGAGAAACACUGUAACUCUGGACAUGUGGACUGUGGAAAGGGCCUCCAUGAUAGCAUAACCUUUACUGAACAUCAGAGAACCCGCACAGGAGAGAAGCAGUAUAAAUGUCUGGAGUGUGGGAAGAGCUUUGAUAUGAGAGGAACCCUUGCCAAACAUCAAAGAAUCCACACAGGGGAGAAACCAUAUAAAUGCAUGGAGUGCGGAAAGAGCUUCCGGGCUAGCUGGACCCUUUGUAUACAUAAACGAAUCCACACAGGGGAGAAACCAUAUAAAUGCUUGAACUGCGGAAAGAGCUUCCGGGAUGGCGGAACCCUUGCCAAACAUCAAAGAACCCACAAAGCGGAGGAAAGAUAUAUCUGCACAGACUGUGGAAACGUCUUUCGAGGGAGCGGUAGCCUUACUUUACAUCAAAGAGUCCACACAAGGGAGAAGCAGUGUGCUGGGUGGAACCUUUCCGAACAGCAAAUAAUCCACAUACGAGAAACCAUGUAAAUUUAUGGAAUGUCAAAAUGCCUUCUGGUAUUCAGUUACUGACUCAUCCUUUUAUGCAUGAAAGCAUUAACCUGAGCCAGAAAUGAGCUCUAGUUAACUGCUCCUAGCAGCCAUUCUUUAUACCUCUCUCUUUCUCUCCGACUUCCUGAAAGACAGCAUUACCCGGCAUGGCUCCCAGCUCGAGAAAACCACACGAAUGAAUCUUUCUACAAGAGUUUUCUACAGUUCCCGUCUUUGCUAACACAAAGACUACACAGUUCCUUUUUUGUAACGAAACCAACUUCUUUUCUUUUCAAACAGUUUGGAACCUUUUCUUCGUUGCUUUUACCGCCAACGGAUGGAGACUUGUUUGCUGUAACUUCUGAAACUAGCCCAGCUGUUUUCAUGGGGAACAUUUGUUUAAAGGUGAAUGAGGGCAGAUAUAGAAUCUAACCACAUUUUUAUGUGCUUGGUAAGGUAAAGGUAAAGGGACCCCUGACUCUUAGGUCCAGUCGUGACCGAUUCUGGGGUUGUGGUGCUCAUCUCGCUUUGCUGGCCGAGGGAGCCGGCGUACAGCUUCCGGGUCAUGUGGCCAGCAUGACUAAGCCGCUUCUGGCGAACCAGAGCAGCGCACGGAAAUGCCGUUUACCUUCCUGCCGGAGCGGUACCUAUUUAUCUACUUGCACUUUGACGUGCUUUCAAACUGCUAGGUUGACAGGAGCAGGGAUCGAGCAACGGGAGCUCACCCUGUAGCGGGGAUUCGAACCACCGACCUUCUGAUCAGCAAGUCCUAGGCUCUGUAGUUUAACCCACAGCACCGCCCACGUCCCUAUGUGCUUGGUACCAAUCGGCAAUUGUGCUAACUCUGUAUGAGAAAGUAAAUCUUUUUGUCCAAACGUCUCUCUGCAGCAUCAGGUUAUGGGGCUCAGGCAACACGUAGGUCAGAGGUUUUCAACCUUUUUGGGUCCACGGCUCCCUUGACCAACUACCUUCUUUCUACGGCACCCCUGUGGGGCUCUGGAGCCCAGUUAGGUCACUCCUUGCCUGCCGAGCUGGCAGACUCUCACCCUUUUUCAAACACCCUCCCUUGCGGUGUGUUCCAUCAGUCUCCUCUCCUCUCCUCUCUCCUUGGGAGUCCUCCAGCCGCUGCUGCCGCCUCUUUAAGGAACUUGUCUAGAAUAGUAAGCUCUUUCAUAGAACCAUAAAAUUGUAGGGUUGGAAGGGAUCCUGAGGGUCAUCUAGCCCAACCCCCAGGAAUCUUUUGCUUAAUGUGUGGCUCAAACCCAUGGCCCUGAGACUGCAGACCUUGGACUGAGUAAAUGUGAACCUAUCCAGAUGAUACAGGUCAGCAGUACAAAGCUGUCAAGGACCAAUUAAUUCCUGGCAUGCACAAAACACAUUGGGGUGAGAUAUCACUACAUUUUUGAACAUGUCCAGGGUGGAAUUGUGGAACCAGUUUAUUGUCCCAUCAGACAGCUGACAUACUGAGCAAACCUUUACAUGUGAGGAGCUUUGGGUCAAAAUGGGACUCUUGAGGGGGAGGGACUUAACAUGCUGUUUGUAUGUUCUUUGCAUGUACACAUCUGCUUGUCAGAGAAGAGAAACUGGCAAUAUACUGCAUAUCUGAAGAAGUAUGCAUGCACACAAAAGCUUAUACCCAGAACUACUUAGUUGGUCUCUAAGGUGCUACUGGACAAUUUUUAUAUUUAUUUUGGCAAUAUACAGUUACUGACUUACACCUGUGUGCAUGAAAGUGUUAACCAGAGCCAGAAAUCAGCUCGUUAAAAUGGGAGAGACUCCUAGCAGCCUUUGCUUCUUCCUCCCUCUCUCUUUUGCUCUUGUCUUCCUGGAAGACGCCAGUAGCCAGCAUGGUUCCCAGCUCAAGAAAAAUCUACUUCAUGUAUCUUUGUUAAUGUAAUUUUUGUUACAUUAAAUUAAACUUAAUUCUUUUUGUAAUAUAACUUAUUUAUUUUCCUUUUAAAUUGCUUGGAACCUUUUCUUCCUUACUUUACUUCCAAUGGACGGAGACUUGUUUGUUGCAGCUUCUGAACCUCUGCAAGUAAAAUCUUCACUUUUCAAAGCUACGUGUCUGAGAUUUAUUCUAGCCUAAGUAUUUUCAUGGGGAACAAUUGUUUGAAGGUGGAUGAGGGCAGAUGUAAAAUCUAGCCAAGUUUUAAUGUGCUUGAUACCAAUGUGCUAACUCUGCAACGAGAAAAUAUUUUUUUCAAUCUCUCUCUCCAACAUGGGAUAAACAUAUGAAUGUAUGGCAUGUGGGAGGUGUAUGAACACCUUACACUACAUCAGGAGUGGGGAACAUCCAGUCUAUGCUUGUCUCUCCCAGGCAGGGCCAGCCCACCCUUUAGCCUCUAACUUUUAUUCUGGCACCCCUUUGAAACAUCUCCAUUCUCCCAGGCGUUUCAUAAAAUCAUACAGUUGGAAGAGACCCUGUGGGUCAUCUAGUCCAACCCCCUGCAGUGCAGGAAUCUUGCCCAGUAUGGGGCUCAAACCCAUGACCCUGAGAUUAAGAGUCUCAUGCUCCACCAACUGAGCACGUCCAGGUCUUAGGAUGUGUUGACAUGGUAUUA